Loa loa (African eye worm) is the source of this 387-nucleotide messenger RNA. RefSeq lists its product as hypothetical. NCBI's taxonomy places the organism in Eukaryota, Metazoa, Nematoda, Chromadorea, Rhabditida, Onchocercidae. The record is from RefSeq and is a predicted model, not a curated record. Bases 1 to 387 code for a protein of 128 amino acids. The transcript is spliced from 3 exons. Gene Ontology annotation, molecular function: protein binding.
AUGCGCAAACAAAUCAUUCUUCGACGAUCAGCGCCAUCGGAACGUCUCGGUCUUGGGAUCGCCAUUGAGAGCGAUGAUAACGAUAACAAAGUGAUUUGUGUGCGUGUGGAACAAGUGGAUUCAUGUUCUCUUGCUUCUCGAAGCGGCCUGCAAGUUGGUGAUCGAGUAUGGAGUGUUGCUGGUACCGAUGUGCACCAAUGCACUCGAAUUCAGUGUUUGUCACUUUUGCAGCAACCAACAAUGACCGUUGCCAUGAUUGUCACUCGGCAAAAUACCACAUCAUCUCCGCGGAAUAAAAACAGUCGUUGUACGAUGACCAAUGGAUCUCAAAGUUCCCUUUUACAAAGAGGUCAUUUUUUUUGUAUUGCAAUACUCAUUAAUUUAUAA